Molecule: messenger RNA, 14365 nt
Organism: Eriocheir sinensis (Chinese mitten crab)
Lineage: Eukaryota; Metazoa; Arthropoda; Malacostraca; Decapoda; Varunidae
Product: A-kinase anchor protein 9-like
Exons: 50
Coding region: 127-11817 (3896 amino acids)
Biological process (GO): signal transduction
Molecular function (GO): molecular adaptor activity
Source: RefSeq, a predicted model, not a curated record
CAAGAGCAAGAGCAGGAGCUUGUGGCGAGAGAGAGGCGCCGCGUCAGCUGGGCGGGAACAUUUUGCUCCGCCAUUCUUACACAUUAAUGCCUGACAUGUGAGGCCGCCACGGAAAGGAAGGACAGGAUGGCUGAGGAACAAAAUCGAGCUUCGUCUCACGGCCAUCCGUCUGUGGACCAGCUGCAGCAGGAGCUUCAUGCUAAGGAGCUACUACUGGAAGCCCUGAGGUAUGAAAACAACAGUCUGCGGGAUCACAGUGACCGCCACUAUGACCCAACACACUCCCAAGACUGGAAGAGCUAUGACACCCUCAAGAAGAAGAUGGUGGAGUACCAGACCGCCUUGGAGCAGCGCGACCACAUCAUUGGUCAGUUGGAGGGAGGCAUCAAGCAGCUCAUGCAAAAGAACUUGGAGUCAGAAGCUAAAGGGAGGAAAGCUGAGGAACACUACUCUGGAGAGAUUCAGACGUUGGCCCAGCAAGUGCAGGAGCUGACGGCACAGCUUUCCCUCACAUCCUACCAGCACCAGGCCAACAUGAGGGCCGCCCAGGAGCACUUCAACCAGCAGCUUGCCGCCUCAAAGGAUCACAUGAGAGUGACACACGAGAGAGACUUAGCAGCCGUGAGGGAGGAACAUGCCUUGAAGAUGCAAGACAUGACCCUUCAAAUGGCAGCUCUUGAGAGGUGCAAGAAUGAGGAGUCUGCCAAACUAACGGAACAGCUCACCCAACACAGCAGCACUCUCGGGGCCCAGCUGGAGGAGGAGAGGGAGAAGGUGGCAAGCCUCCUGAGGGAAAAAGAGGAGUGGGAGGUCUACAAGAAAGAGCUGGAGGCUGAGGUUGAGGAAAAGGAAACUCUUAGAAGAUGCCUGGAUGAAGAAACUGCUUCCAGAGAUGAUCUUCAGGACAGAUUGAGGAAGCAAGCCGAGAGACAGAUGAGGAAUGAAGAGAGGAUGCAUAGUCUCCAGAAGGUUACAGAAGGGCUGUCGCAGGAUCUCAAGGUGGAGAUGGAGAGGAAGAAGGAAACAGAAGCCAAGUUACAGAAGGAAAUACAGAACGCUAGGAAGCUCUUUGAACAGAAAACUGCAUUCGAGGUCAAACAGGAACAAGUAACCCUUCAACUCCGUGCAGCUGAGGAAGAACUUGCCAAUGUGUUAGCUUCUAAGGAGGGUGACUAUAGGAAACUGGAAGCUCUUAAACAGGAAGUAGAAAGAUUAACUAAGGAAAACGCAGCUCUCUCUAAAGCUCGGGAUGUGUUGAUAGAAGAAAAAAAUGACUUGUGUUCAGUAAAAGAAACUUCAGACAGGGAGAAGGAGAGUUUAUCAUCAGAGAAACGGCAGUUAACCAAAGAAAAUUUAAGUUUAGCUUCGAAAACCGAGUCACUGACCAAGAGAAUAGAAGAACUAACCUUACAGUGUCGGUUAACAAUCAAGGAAAAAGAAAUAUUAGAUUCAGAUUAUAAAAUGUUGAAGAAAGAAAAAGAAGCUCUCACCAUGGAAACCAGCAGAUUGGUGGAAGCUUAUAAGUCACUGGAAAGGGAACAAGAUGACUUAUUGAAGGAAACAGAGGUACUGACCAAAGCCAAAGAGUCGCUCAUCACGGAACGCAACGGUUUAUUGAGUGAGAAAAGAGACUCGGACAGGGAGAAAGAUUUGUUGAUGAGGGAAAGUGAAAUUUGGGCCACAGAGAAGGAAGCAUUGCUCACAGAGAAAGACAACUUGAUUCUAGAAAACAAAAGCUUGGUUUCGGAGAAGGUUAAGUUAGUUGAAGAGAGAGAUUCCCUAACCAUGAAAAUUGAGAGUUUGUCCUCAGAGAAAGAGAACUUGAUCCUUGAAAACAAAAGCUCGGUUUCAGAGAACAUGAAGUUAGUUGAAGAGAGAGAUUCCCUAACCAUGAAAAUUGAGAGUUUGUCCUCAGAGAAAGAGAACUUGAUCCUUGAAAACAAAAGCUCGGUUUCAGAGAACAUGAAGUUAGUUGAAGAGAGAGAUUCACUAACCAUGAAAAUAGAGAGUUUGUCCUCAGAGAAAGAACUGAUAUUGGGUGAUAAGAAAGUGUUGUUUGAGCAUAUGGAGUCUUUAGGAGCAGAGAAAGAAAAGCUCAUGAAGGAAAAAGAUGAUUUGGUUGGUGAGAAGCAUUCCUGGGCAGAGGAAAGGAAGGCAUUGCUUCAGGAAACCGACAUUUGGGCCACGGACAAAGAAAUGUUGCUCACAGAAAAAGAAACAUUGCUCACUGAAAAAAAAUCCAUACUGGCCGAGAAGGAAACAUUGGACGAAGAUAAACAAAACCUGUCUCAGCAAAUUAGAACCUUGUGUAUAGAAAGGGAAGCUUGGAUUCAAAAGGAGCAAGAACUUAACAAGAAAAAUGAGUCUCUAGCUACAAGAAAUGAGUCUUUAGCUAAGGAGAGCAGCAGUAUGGCUGACGCAAAGGUACUUCUGUUGCGGGAGAAUGAGAGUUUGUGCCAAGAAAAUAAGAAACUAACUCAAGAAAAGGAGAAUUUAAUGACACAGCUGAGGAUUUUAGGCGCCGAGCAGGAACGUUUGCUGGAGCGAGUUGGGGGUCUUAGCAACAAGGCGGAACACACAGACGCUGGGAUAGAAAAUUUGCUUCCCCGGAUUGGUGACUUACAAAGAGAGAAGGCGGCUCUUGCUCAGUGUGGGACGCAGGUAAUGAUGGACUCGGGAGAAACGGAAGUGACGGAGGGGCAGGUGGAGGAGUGCGCUGGCGUGGAGGCAACUGGGUGGAAGCUUGAAAAGUGCACCCAAACUGUGGAGCUGAAGGAGGGGCAGGUGGAGGAGCGUGCUGGCGUGGAGGCAGCUGGGCGGAAGCUUGAAAAGUUCACCCAAACUGUGGAGCUGAAGGAGUCAGACUUGAGGGACCUUGGAGACAGCUAUAAGGAAAAGUACUUAUUAAAGGAACGUGAACUUCAAGAACUGGAUAAAACACUCAAGGAUAAAUUCUCCCAUAAAGAAAGAGAACUUGAGGAGAUGCACAGAAAGUUCUCCUUGGAAAAAGACAAUGAGUUAAGGGAGCUUAGAGAAGAGAUUACCUGUAAGGAGAGUGAGCUUCAAGAGCUUAGAAAGAAACAGAAGGGAAUGGAAGAGCUCCAUGGAAACUGUCUUAGCUUGCUUGAGCGUCUACAGAGUGGAGAGCAGGAGAGGAAGAGGGUUGAGGAGGAGUGUGAGGAUAAGUGUGAGGUUUUGAACGCUGUGUUGCGGAGUGUUGAUGUGAAGCUCUGUGAAGCCACUGCUCUCCUCUCCCAGCAGAAGACCGGAGCUGAGCCUCGGAAAGACCGCUUACAGAGGAGCGACACAGAGGACGAGGAGGUGGAAAGAACGACCCAUAGAGAGAAGCUUGACUAUAUCGACGGGAGGGGAGACGAAAGUGGGAGAAGGGAAGGCGUUUUGAAGGAUAAACUUACACUGUUGGAGAAAGAGAAAAAGGAGCUUUGUAAUGAGGCCGAGAGACUGGAGAGCAAGAUCCAUGAGCAGCAUUUCAUCAUAACUUCCCUGCAGAAUGAAAAAGUGAGACUCGGACAACACAUCUCUCACCUGGAGGAUGAACGGAAAUCCUUAAGGGCAGCAGAAGCCUCAAAAUCUAAGGACAACCUAAAUACACAAGAAGAACUGAUUGCCUUGAGGGUGAAGGUUAAAGGUCAAGAGGAGAAGCUCGAACUACAGGGAAGGGAGAUCAGAAAGUUCCGUCAGACCCUCACGGAGUUCAUUGCGGGAGGCGGAGAAUGUCCCGAGAAGCUCCGAGGUAUUUUGACGGAACUUCUCUCCUCUAAUGUAGGAGAGCCUGAAAUUCCCCUGGAACGCGUUGAUGUGUCUCUGUGGCUGACCAUGUUAUGCCAAGAUCUUGAGGAGCAUUGGAGACACCAGCACGCUUACCUGGAUUGCCUGGCUACCCUCCAACAGCACUCGGAUAAACUACAGCAAGAUAAGCUUCAAACGGACCUGGAAAACAUCUCCUUCCAAGCCGAACUGGACCACCUCAGGCAGCAUAAAACUCGCGUCGACCCAGGAGUGGAGGAGAGGCUGGGCGCGGCUACUGACGGGGGUGAUGAUAAGGCUUUGGAGUUGGUCAAGGUGGAGCAAGAGAACAGAUUGCUGAAGGAGUGCCUGGCCAGUAACAAUGUUUUACUGAGGCAUGAAAAGCUGCAGAAGCUGUGCCCAAGACCAAAGUUUGAGAGAGAAUUAAAGCUGCGUUUGGUGGAGCGCCGGGCCGUCAUACAGGUUGUGGAGGAGUGGGUGGAACGCUUCACGGCCCAGUGGAAGGUGGAGGCUGAGACUCACCCCUCCCUGGCAAGAUUUACCGAAGCCUUAACCUCCUGUGUUGAAGAGCUCAGCACCCAUCUCCUAGGAACCCACAGUGAUAGCAGUGCCAUGAACAUAGAAGUUGCAGCCAGUUCUUUGCAGCAAGCAGUUAUCAAGGUUGUGAGUGGGGCGUACCAGGAGACCGUGAUUGACACCUUAAAAUCUCUCGAGCAAGACCUUAACCAGUCCCUGCAACACAUAUCGCAACCCCCUGAGGUGAACCCUGGUCAGAAACAUGCUUCGAACGCUCCCGACCAGCUGCCUCCUCAGAACACUUCCCCUCCCCAUGAAGAACGUUUCUCUCCCCCAAAAGACGUUUCUGGGGACUCUCACAGCUUCUUCCAGGAUCUGACAGCCAGAGUGGAGUACCUCAUCAAUGUCAGAACGACCCUUGUGGACGCAGCUAAUGAGCUUGAUGAGGAGCUGGAGGAUACCAUCGGGCAGCGUGUAGCUCUACUGAGGGAGCAGCUGCAGGAAAUGUUGUGUUCCAGGGAGGCUAACACAGAACACGGACCCUGUCUUCCUGUUAUCCCUGAGCACAAGGCCUUCAUUCAGGAAUUCACCGAGUUUACCGCGCAAGUGUCCCAAGAAGCCCACUCGGAGAAGGUUGAGGUGCUUAGAAGUCAACAAGAAAUGCUCCACAAAAUCCUUGAGGACAAUCAGGCGAAGCUGGGGAAGGUGUGCCAAGCCUUCCUGGGCAGUGUGCCGGAGCUAACCAAUUUGGAAGAACUCGAGGGUAAGGUCCGGGCACUAGUGGACAGCCUGGAGGGCACAUUGGCGCAGGAGGUGGUCUGGGUUGAACAGCAAUACAAGGACCUUCUGGAACAGUAUAUUCAGGAGCAGGAUGUCAACAACCAGGCGUGUACAAGGACCUACAGCCGACUCAUCGACUCUCUCACCCACCUACUGCAGGCUGCUGAGGGUGGUUCAAGGGAGCAGAUGGAGGAUAGUUCAAGUGAUGUCUGUCAGCUGCAACAGAAUCACUUGGAUAAGAUUCAGCACCUUGAGACUCAGCUUGCUGCCAAGGAUCAGGAGGCCCUGUGUGGGUCAGCCGAGGAGGGCAGGUCACUCCUCCCUGAUGCCUCUGAUAUACUUUCUUUCCCUCUGCAGCAGCAUCUCCAAGGCGUCUACAUCGAAAGGGACUGGUACAAGAAGACGGUUGGACUUCUCUCGCACGUGACGUUCCAGCUUUUACACUACUACAGGGUGGCAGAGAGUCUCACCGGCCAGCCCCAGCAAGACCCCUCCUCAUCCCCUCACCCUGCCGACAUCUCCAGUCCUGGCAAGAUGGUGGAUCUGUCCUUCCGGUCGGACUGUGUCGGGGAGGAGGGGGAAAUGCUGGCCUUCAGUGAUGAUGGAGUGUUGGCUACUGGGCUUAUGGGAAGGACAGCUUUUAUUAGUGACGGGGAGUCUGAAGAGCCUGAGUCAGCCCUGGACAGCUCAGUGGUCAGUGAGGGCAUGCUGGAUGACUUUGACAAGGAUGAACAGCUGCGCGCCCUUCUGGAAAGGUCAUACCCUCAACUCAUGGCCAUCCUAAGGGGCCGGGUUGACAUGGUACAGGUGGCCAGUCUAGAGAAGGAGGUUCAAGAACUUACCAUCUCCCUUCAGGCCUCGGCAGGGAUGCUUAAAAUAUUUAUCCAUUCAGUGUCCAGCGACAGAAUCAACUCAUCUACACACACCUUGAAGGACGAGGGUCAGGAGGAGAGUAUGCAAGACUCCGCCCUGGAAACAAGUCACUCCCAACCCAGCCAAGAAAACAGCGAUGCAAAGGAUGUGUCGCUGACCUCCUGUGACCCUCUCAGCGCUGCGCAACAAGCUACAAAAGAUGUCCGUCCCCCAAGACCAACACUGCAGGGAGACCUUAGUACCAUAUCCGAGGGCCUAAUACAGCUGCUAUCCCAAGAAGAAGCCCUGGCAAGCUUCACCAUGUUAGCCCCUCAGGACCCUCAGAAUAAGGAGCAGCUCAGGGCAGUUCUGUGUCAGCUGUGUGAGGCUGCCCAGGCCACAGCCAGCCUCAAACUGGAGCUCCAUCACACUAAGGGUUUGCAGCAAGGCUUGGAGGAGGAACGUCUCACCCUGCAGGAGGAGGUUGCCCGCCUCACUCACUAUAACAAGAACUUGGCCCGGGAGCUUCAGGUACUGAAGGACAGACUAGAAGAGGCAGAGGGCCAGGAGAACCAGAAACCCAUUUCAAAGUACGCUGCCAAAUGGGAGAGUAAAAAGGACAUCAGGGAGAGAGCAUCCGCGGCCCUCACAGCCAAGAAUGCCAUCCAUCUGGGCCAUGAACAGCUGGAGGCAAGGGUUAGGGAGCUUGAGGUUCUCUUGGAGGAAGUUGUGAAGGAGUCAGACACAGCCCUUGAGGUCCUGAGAGCAAGGGAAACAGACCUCACCCAGCAGCUUGAAGUGGCUGAUAGGCAAUUGAAAUCAGCCCGCCAGUUCCUUGAGGAGCACGCCAGUGAGCGCGACCAAGAAGUGGAGGAGCUUGUGGCUGUACGGGACAAGCUUACCAUGCAGGUGCGGGAACAGGAGGCCCAAAUAGCCCUUCAGGGAACCAGGGAUAAGGAGGUCGAGAGCUUAGAACGACAGUUGCGGGAAAUGUGUGAGGAGCUGCAGGAGGCUUUGUGCAGUAGAGAGGAGUUGCAAGUUGAAUUCAAAUCCGCCAAGGACAAGAUUUUCGACCUUCGGGAAAUCAUCCAUUCGCUGGAGUCACAAGCAGACUGCCGAUGUAUGAAGGAGGCAGAGCUGGCCAAGCAGGUGGAGACUCUGAGCGAGGCGUUGGCCCGCGCGCAGGAGGAGGUGCAGCGUCUGGCCGGCAAGGUGGAGGAGUUGCAGCAGGGCGGGGUGAAGCAAGCCAGGGAGCCAAGGACAGACAAGGCCGCCCAGAGUGUCUCGGGGGAGGAUGGGGAGAGAGAGCGAGGCUUACGUCGAAGCACAUCUCUGUUAUCUGAGCUGCAGGAGGAUGCUCUCUCUACUUCUGCAAUGCUCCAGCGAAUUGAAAAAUGCCUCGGGAACACUACAAGAGGUCUGGAGGCCUUGCAGCUGUCUGGCUCAGUGGAGGACAUCUCUGCCCAGGAGGUGGAGGUCUCGGUUGUCGGGGCUGAGGGCAGAAUCUCCCCGGCCACUGUGGACCGGCGUUUAGACAACCAGCUGAUGGCCCUCGAGCACACCACGGAAGCUGCAAUCAAGCGUAACAAGGACCUUCAACUCACGAUUAAGAACCUUCAGAGAGAAAACGAAGAGGUGUCCGCUGAGAGAGACACGCUUCAGGAACGGUCAAAGGAACAAUUGGUUAAGAUUUCGAGGCUUGAGGCACGGCUGGACGAAGUGAGGCGUGCUGACCACCCUGCUGUUUCUGAGUUAAGGCAGCGGCUGGCGAUGCUGCAGGAAGACCUGGAGGCUAAGAGGGCAGAGCUUACAAAGAAGGGCAGAGAGGUGGAGGAGCUGAAACACUCCCUGUCUAACCUUCGUGCGCAGCUGACCAGCCGUGAGGGGGAGCUCCAGCACCUGCAGACUGCCUCCACCCCACAGCCCACCACCCUGUCACUCACUGCUCAAGGCAAUAUUUGUGCCCCGAGUUCUCCCCAGGAAGAUAACUUAGAACAACAGACUCACACCACAGAGACUGCUAAGCAGGAGGGCACGGAAGUCGAGCAGAAGUCCUCCCUCUCUCCCUUGGCUGUGGAUCUGAUCAAAGAAAAAAAUGCCGAAAUCUCUGAACUGACGAACAAGCUGACGGUCCUGGUGUGUGCCAUCCAGAAGGUUGACUCACUUCUCAGGGAGGGAGGGAGCCCCGCCCUGGCCCAGAAGAUGCUUUUCAAUGCGCUGAAUGGCGAGGUUGCUGAGGGACUGAACGAGACUGAGGAGCAGGAAAUGCUGAGAGACGGAGCACCAGAGCAGAGUGCCAUCUGGACCCGUAAUAUCGAGGGAGCGGCAGCAACGGAAGUGUCUCCAGACCUGCUGCAUCAGGCCAGUUGGGAGGCGGAAGGGUCUGUUCACACGCGGCCCCUCGCUGACUCCUCUCUCAUGUCAACACGGACCGUCCCAACUUCAGAACUGUCACAGAAAACAGCCUCCCCGGACAGCACAGGAGCCGUCACCGUGCCCUGGGAGGUGUACGAGGCCAUGUGUUGCUCCGCUUUGGAAGUCCCAGUGCUUAGAGGACACAUCAAAUUGUUAAGACAGGAGAUUCAAAGCCUGACUCAUUAUCAGACUCACCUUGAGGAGGACUUUAGGUCAGCCCAGGAGCUGCUGGAGGCCAGGGAGGCGGAGAUCCUGCAACUCUCCGACGAGGUGGAGGAUUCACCCCCAGUGCCCCUCGCCACCUCUGUGCACUCCCCCGCCCUGGAGCUUAAGGUUGAGCAGCUCCAGCAAGCCCUUCAUGAAGUCCACAUCGGCAAGGCAGACUGUGAGGCUCGACUGGAACAACUAUCUCUGAAGAACAAGUUAUACAGUGAAGAGAUAGAACAGCUUGAGGGUACCGUUGAGGCUCUCAGGCAGGAGGCUCAGCAAAGUGCAAGGGAACUCAAGGAGAAGGAGGCCUUGCUGCACGCACUGAGGCAGCAGGUUACGGACAACACUCAACAACAUGAACAGCAAAUGGAGGAUGUGAGCAGCAGGCUGAGGGGGUCCAAGGCUGAAGUAAUCCAACUGUCCUCGGCCCUGCAGGGAAAGACUGAUGAGGUGACGCGGAUGACGGCCCAGCUGGAACGUGUGCAUGCUGACCUCAAGGAAAGGCUCACACAAUCCAGCAGGGAGGCGGCAGAAAUGGACGAGCAGUUCCAGCAGAAGAUAUCAGACUUGAGAGACGAACAUGCUGCAAGAGAGAAGGAGCUAUGCAGUUACUAUGAGGAACACAUGGCCAAGCAGAUAAGAGACUUGGCAGAGCGCAUGAGCAAGGACAAGGUGGCGGCCAUGGCAAGGCAGCAGGAGGUGUUUGAAGCUGCACUGCAUAAGACCUCGCAGGAGAGAAGCCAGUCCAGGGAUGACCCAGAACAGCCUUCAGCCUCUGCAUCACCAGCACUGCCAAUGUUGUCUCACUCACAUUUGGCAGACCAACAAACAGCAGGUCAGCUCUGUGCCGCUGUUGAUGCUCUCACCGCUGGGUUGAAAAAGGAGCUGGAAAAGUCAGGCCAGCUGGACCAGUCUGUGGCCUCCCUCAUGAAGGCCGGGGCAAGUGGGGAAGCCACCCGAGCCUCCAGUGCCCUCUCUGAUGCCAGUGAGGGAGAGGAGCCAGCCUCCAUUAAUGGGCGCAUUCAGCACCUCAUGAACAAAAUCCACAGUGAAGGCAUUGAGGUGUUGACGCUGAUUGAUGUCUUAUUCCUGUUCAAACACCAUACCAAAUUGGACGGGAGCCAGCACUCUCUGAUCACCAGCAGCAGCGUCCUGGGUAACCUGCCUAUGGAAACGGGAGAAGUCGGAGCGGACCAGUCUCGUCUCUUACGCAACCUGGCAGCUGUGGAGGAGGAGUUAGCAAAAAGGGAACAGGAGAUGAAAAGGCAAAUUGGGGCGCUGGAGUUCCAAUUGGAGCAGGAAAAGCUGUCUGGUAGUGAGUGGAAGCUGUCUUAUGAAUCCGAGAAGCAGCACACUCGAGACCUCAUGGAACAGCUGCGCAAGGAGAGGCUGUCAGGAGUUGAGCAGGUGUCCGAACUCACCCUUCUUCGCUCCCACAUCUUCAUCCUUCGUCUCCAGCACCAGAAGGUUCAGGAGGAAAAUUGCAGCUUGAGCGAGAAUCAGAAGGAGAGGAACAAACAGAUAGAGAGUCUUCAGUCUGCCCUGCAAGCCGAGCGCAACAACUUCAGCUGUGUGUCGAAGGUUCUGAGCGAGGAGAGGAAGGCGUUUGCCCUCACUCACACGCAGCAAGAGAACAUCAUCAAGGACUUACGCAACACUCAAGAGAAGGAACGAGAAAGGUUCAUGGCCCUGCGCACACACUUUGAAAGGCUGUCCACUCAACAUCACACUGAGCCCCCAGCCACCCCUACCCCAACCAUACCUCCCACCCUCAGGCAGAUGGGUACCCUAAGCAAAUCCACCAGUGAGGACCUCAAGAUACAGCUUGCGGUGGAGAGGGAACGCUGCGUCGAACUGGAGAGAGCCUGUGAGAGGGAAAGGCUCCGAGCAAUGACGCAGAAGGAACAGGCAACGACAGAGAGGGCACGAGCCAGGGCCGAAAUGAGAGAGACGGAAUGUAAACUCUCCGAGCUCACACGAACGGUCCGCAGCCUUGAGACAGAGAAGGAGAGGCUGGUGAGACAGAUGAGUCACGAGCGAGACCUCAUCCAGCACCAGGACUCCCACAUCAAAGAGCUGGAGGGUGAGGUGAAGAGGCUGGAAGCAGACUCCAAGGCGCAGUCCGAUGCUCACCAGGCAAUGACUCAGAAGAUGAGAGAGGAAAGCUCCCAGCUGCACCUUGCCUACACUCGUACCCUCACCAAGCUGGGUGAGAUUGAGGCGGAAACGUGUGACCUCCACCACAGGCUGAGGGGAACGGCCCAUGAGCUGCAGGUGGCCAGGGAGCGAGAGGAACAGCUCAAACAGGAUCUCCACACGGAACGAACGGCCGUUGACCAAUUGGGUUUGUCGGCUUUCUCCAGAAUAACCAAUUUUGACAAGUGUGCCGAGAUGCAGUUAAAACAAAACCUUGAACUCAGCAAGUCAGUUUUGAGGCUGACGGACGAUCAGCGAGGCAUGAGGACACAGAUUGCUGAGCUGGAGGACACCAUAACCUCCCUCAACCAGCAGCUGCUCAGCGCUCAGGAAGUUGGUGCCAAGACAAGGGAGGCUCUGAAGAUGGAGAGGUUAGCUUGGGAGAGAGAGAAGGCUGCCUUACAAAACUUCCAGAACCAGUUUGAAGCCGAGGCGGAGAGAAUGAGAGCUGGAAGAACCAUGCAACGAAGGACUCCGAGUGCAGCUGAGAUGAUGCAGCUCUAUGGGCAUUACCUGCAGAGCGAACACCAGCGCAAGGCCUUGGUGUGGCAGAAGCGAUACUUGUUGGUGGUCAUCAAAGGCUACAGCGACACAGAGCACCACACUCGCGCUCGCCUCACCGCCAUGGCGCCACUCCACCUCUUCCCUUCCACCACAGCGCACCGUCAAGCCAGGCAGUCCGGAGGGAAGUUCAGAGUGGCAGGGUUUGUGGUGGUGGCAAUGUGCAGGAUGAGAAAGUUAGUGCAGCGUUUCCAGAAAAAAAUACAUCACUGGGAGAUCUCAUUUAAUGCUGCCCUCAGUGCUGCGUCCACCCCAGACAGCAGUCGGCCACAAUCCUGUAACAGUGUAGCAGGUGGUAGGGAGGCCUGCCCCCUCUUGCCCCCAGUGUGUAUUGAGAUGAGUCAGUCACACUACACAGGGCUAACACCACCCACACGGGGGCCAACAAACACCACUCCUAGGCCUCUUUCUGCCUCUCGAAGGAGUCUUUUCCAGGAAGACUCCGACCAACUGAACCAGUAUGUUGAGCGGCUGGACAACAUCCACUCAGUGCUUGGACUCACCCACAGAAAGCAAUGAUUUAAGGGGAGGCGUCGCAUGGAAGGGAAGUGUUGGUCCAAACAACAAUUUUCUAAUAGCGAGGGCACAAAAAAGUUCCACAAGCAGCCCAUUUCAUGUAGGAAAUUGGUGGAUGUAAGACACUAUUUUCAUGGAAGAAAAUAUAUAUUAUUUUUGAGUGAACCCCAGCGUAAAUUUGUUCAUUUUUAGCAGCAUAUUUUCUACGUGAUAUCCUUCUGUUCACCAUAAUACCAAACCAUCAUUUUAUAUUACAUUGAUUCCUCACUCGUCUCUGGACAAACAUCAGGCUGAAUCUUGACUAAAGUUAUUGCAAAUUGGAGUUAAAUCAAUUAUUUUUAACAUAUUGAAAUACUAAAGAUAGCUGCUUAACCCCUUUCCUUACUGCGGCCCCUGAUGAUAUAAACAAAACAUCCCCUUGCAGUUCCGCAGCUUCCGUGCCCUUGCUCUUCACGUGAAGGUAUCUUACAAAACCACUCCUCCUCACUGCUGACGGCAUAUCUGCACUGGUAACACUGUCAGCUAGUUUCACUGUCAUCCAGCACUGUUCCAUGGUCACAAGCUAAGUCACACUCAUCUGGAGGGUCUUCUAAUUAACUUUACUAUGUCUCGUGGUUAACCCAGUAGCAGCGGGGAUCAUGUUUCUUAAUGGUCCCUCCAAGCGAGAAAAAUGAGAAAAAAUCACCCCUCACACAAACCAUUUCAUAAUAUAUAUCAAAGCAUUUGUGAUCGGAUUAUGCAUCAUCUAUUUUGGGGGUUUAUAUCAUGGCACAAAUUUGGCCCGUCGCUGCUACACGGGUUAAAAUCUUCAUUGCUAUCAGAGGGAGGAGAUUCCAUUAUCCCCAGCAAAGCAGCAAAAUAUCGGUUGUUCCAGCUGUGACAUCAUAGAACGUGGAGGAUCUUGUAAGGUCUGGGGUAAUAAUAUCAUCCUACUUGUGCAUGGGAAAGACUCCUAAUUGCCUGGUUACUGGGUAUGACUUUAUGACAGAUGGGUGACUGUAUGUAAUAGUUCACACAUUAGUUUCUCAAGUAUGUUGUCACCACGUGGAGUCUGAAAAGCCAAGAUCCACACUCAGGGCUUGGCCAAACACGUCCAUAUACUUUUGUAGUACUUGCCUACCACACAUAUUCUUAAGGGUCUAUUACACUGGGCAAAUUUUCCGUGGGUCUUAAGUCAAACCACGAUUUCCGCUGGCGUGGUUUUCAUAUUUCCGUGGUUUUCUGAUGUGUCCAAAAUCUUCCAAAGCUACGAUAGAGUUUCUUGAAGGAUGACGGGAUUACUCACCAUCAUCAGCAGCAGCAAUGACAAGAAACAAAUGAGAACCACGCCAGCGGAAAUCGUGGUUUGACUGAAGAUCCACGGAAAAUUUGCCCAGUGUAAUAGCCCCCUUUAUAUGCCACAAGGUUGCUUAUGUGCGUGAAGGGGUUAAAGGGCAAUGAGAAACAGAAAUUUUGGGCACAUUUUUUGUAUGCAAGCAUAAUUUUUUUUUGUGUGUGAAGGGGAAAUGUUAGAGAUUUUUUAAUUUUUCACGGUAACUGACAAAAAUAUACACCAAAAUACCAUUACACACAAGUCAUAUUUAUGGGUCGGCUAAAUUAAGUAGCCAAAUAUGAUUAGCACCGAGUGAACACUUAGCACCGUAUUUUUUAAUCCAAUGGAAAACCUUGACAACUUCCACAAGAGCCUUUUUAAAUCGAUAUGUGUGUUUUAAAAGCUUCAAAGAGUUCAAGACUAUGGACCUGUGAAGGCUUGUAAAACUAACACCAGGCUCAAAUACUUUUUCUGCCAGUCCGGACUUUCAUGAAAACUCUGAAAAUUACUCGGCAAAAUUCUAUCAAACGACCUGAAGUGUUUUUUAUGCAACCCCAUACAAUAAAUAGGUGAUUCUUGCAAACCUAUAUUAUAUGAAAGCCUUUCCUUAAGUCGACCUUUGGAUAUUUUUCUUUCUGGUUUAUCUGGGGCCGGGUGAUUGGCAGCACUCGGCUCCUGCUGUGAGAUUGAAAGUUUUAUCUCGGAGUUGCAAAGCUCAACCUUUUUUUAACUUCAUAAUUAAAACCGUGCCAUUUUAGAGUUGGGUUUCGUCCUGCGUACUAGUCUAUUUAUUUAACAUGAAAGGGACUCGGAUCUUCCUUCUUUAAGUCUUAAAUUAAGGCCAGUAGUAAUUUUUGUUUAUUUGUGAUGCUGAGAAGAUUGAGGUAGAUGAUUGUUUCCGUUUGAAGGGAAUGAUCAUGAUUUAGUGUUUUAUAUGGAAUGUACAUUACCUUGCUAUUUCAUGCCACGUGUUCUUGGUGGAAGGUAGCUGAAGAUUCUUGGCAGCUUCAAGUCAUUUACUGUGAUGAGCCAGCGGAGAUAGAAGAGGCUUGUGAUACUCAGGAGAGCUGCCGGCCCAAAGAAAGGGGAAGGAAAAUGUUCUUCCUUGAGUGGGAAUUUUCCAGAAAGUUUUUCUUGUGUAAAGGAAGAAGCUUCAAGCGAGAACUUUGUUGGUUCCCCAUUGAAUUUGUUGUACCUGUGAAGAGUCUUUGAUUAUUAUAAUAAAGAUUAUAGUCUACA